This is a messenger RNA of Diabrotica virgifera virgifera (western corn rootworm), 2725 nucleotides long. RefSeq names its product zinc finger protein 888-like. The record is from RefSeq and is a predicted model, not a curated record. The transcript is spliced from 2 exons. Bases 165 to 1733 code for a protein of 522 amino acids. Lineage: Eukaryota; Metazoa; Arthropoda; Insecta; Coleoptera; Chrysomelidae.
UAAAAAUUAAAAACAAAACAAAAACAAAGAGACAUAGAUGAGGGGGUGCAAAGAGAUUAAAAUUUAGAGACUCGCACAGACACAGACAGAGGAACUACUGUACUCUGUACUCUAGGUUAAGUGUGGAGUGGUAAACUCAAUUGCUUUUUAAAUAUUCAAUAAUUAUGGAAGUUAAAGAGGAGUUGGAGGAUUAUGACCAAAGAUACCUGGUCAGUCAGCUGUCCACAGAAGUGCAUCUCACAGAAGUGAAGGAUGAACCAGACAAAUAUUCACUUGACAGAGCAAAUAAAAAUUAUUCAGAGGAGGAGAACGAAAUGAAAAUUAUGAAAACACCUUCAUCUCAUAAAGACGAAGAAUAUAUAAAUCAGCACUCUGAAGAGAAAACAUUAAAUAAAAAUCAGAAAACACAUUUGAAAAGUAAUGGUAAAGAAAGACCUUAUAAAUGUGAAAUUUGUUUUAACCAUUUUUGCCACAAAUCCGGUUUAAAUAAACACAUAAAAGUUCACACUGGGGAAAAGCCUUAUAAAUGUGAAAUUUGCCUUAAGCACUUUGUUCAAAAAGUUCAUUUAGAUGGACACAUGAGAACUCACAGUGGGGAAAAGCCUUAUAAGUGUGAAAUUUGUCUUAAGCAGUUUACUCAACAAAGUUCUUUACGUAAACAUUUGAUGGGUCACACUGGAGAAAGACCUUAUAAAUGUGAAAUUUGUAUUAAGCAGUUUCCCCUUAAAUCCGAGUUAAAUAGACAUAUGAAAGUUCACACUGGGGAAAAGUCUUAUAAAUGUGAAAUUUGUCUUAAGCAGUUUGCUCAAAGAAUUCAUUUAAAUGGACACAUGAGAACUCACACUGGGGAAAGACCUUAUAAGUGUGAAAUUUGUCUUGAGCAGUUUACAUUACGAAGUAUUUUAAAUAAACAUGUUGUAGUUCACACUGGAGAAAGAGCUUAUAAAUGUGAAAUUUGUCUUAAGCAGUUUUCUCACAAAUGUACUUUAACUAAACAUAUGAAAUGUCACACUCGCGAAAAAUCUUAUAAAUGUGAAAUUUGUCUUAAGCAGUUUACUCACAAAUAUCAUUUAAAUGAUCAUAAGAGAAUUCACACUGGAGAAAGACCUUAUAAGUGUGAAAUAUGUCUUAAGCGGUUUACUCAACAAGGUACUUUAAAUAAUCAUUUGAAAGUUCACACUGGAGAAAGACCUUACAAUUGUAAAAUUUGUCUUAAGCAGUUUAUUCAACAAAGUAAUUUAAAUAACCAUAUGAAAGUUCACACGGGAAAAAGAUUUUAUAAAUGUAAAAUUUGUCUCAAGCAGUUUUCACUACAAAGUAAUUUAAAUAAACAUGUUGUAGUUCACACUGGAGAAAGAGCUUAUAAAUGUGAAAUUUGUCUUAAAAAGUUUGCUCAUAAAAGUACUUUAGAUAAACAUAUAAAAGGUCACACUGGCGAAAGACCUUAUAAAUGUGAAAUUUGUCUUAAGCUGUUUACUCACAAAUAUCAUUUAAAUGAUCACAAGAGAAUUCACACUGGAGAAAGGCCUUAUAAGUGUGAAAUUUGUCUUAAGCGGUUUACUCAACAAAGUACUUUAAGUAAUCAUUUGAGAUGUCACACUGGAGAAAGACCUUACAAUUGUAAAAUUUGUCUUAAGAACUUUAUUCAACAAAGUAGUUUAAAUAACCAUAUGAAAGUUCACACUGGAGAAAGACCUUAUAAACAGUGGCGUGCUGAGCAUGGUUUCGCGUGAACCGUGGAACCAAGGAUCUGAACCCGCUCUAACGCGCUUUUUGCGUCGAAGAAGAAAGAAAAAAUCGAAGAUAAAGAUCGGUCACUUAUCUUAACCCGAAAUUUCAAAAUGAGGUGAUUUAUAUUUGCUAGUAAACUCAAUUAAACGUGAACUAAUUCAUAAUAUUAGUGCAUCUCCAUUUUUUUCGAUAUUUAGAAAUUGUGUAUGCCAAAGAAAAUGUCUUAGAUGUUGUAAUUAACGAAUCAUUUUUAGGAUUUGUUCUGAUUACUGACAAAACUGCGUGUACACUUAGCAAUAAAAUUUUGGCCGAAAUAAAUAAAUUAAAUACAGGGUGGUCCUUAAGUAAUUGUACAAAAAGAAACAGUAGAUUCUACACUCUAAAAUAUUACGAUUUAACCCAACUUACUUUAAUAAAAUGUUGAUAUUAAGAAAGAUACAGGGUGGUAAAGUUGAAAUUUAAAGACUAAGUUUUCACUCUAAUGGCAUAUAACAUAUCCCACCAGAAUGAAAAUGGUUAUUCAUUUUUGAAAUUUAAAAUUUAAUUUUUCGUCAUAACUUUCAUGUUUAUGGAGAUUUAUUUACAAAAAUUUAUAAGUAGAGGUUUUGAGUAUGAAGAAUUAUAAUUUGAUGCAUAAUUUUGAUGUAUCUCAUAGAGGACGCCACAUAUGCCACAUAUUUGACAUAAAGGGCCUAGCCGGGUAAGAUGAUGAAAAGUGCCCCCAACUCGAUUCGAAUUCCAUAUAGAUCACCGUUUAGCAUAUAUAGUGAAACUAACUUUCUGAAAUUUUUAGCCCCCUAGGUGGUCAUGUGACCCACCUAGAGCCUAAUUAGGCUUUUUAAGUUUUUAUUUUUUAUCUCAGCCGCAUAAAAAGUUUUUAUCUCAUCUUUUCAACUAGCGAAAAACUUUAAAUAAAAAAUUUGUAAGAUUUAAAAUGUUCUGUGCGAAAAAAAAUUUUUUUUUAAUUUUUGGCGGGAAAUUUAAAUUUUAGAAC